AUGAAUCUGGAACGACAACGAGCAUUUACGGAGUAUAAAAAGAUCCUGGACGAGCUGAAGGCUACGUUCUACGAGAGAUGGAAGGUUAACAAAUCCGACAACGUCACUUUGAACGAUUUCGAACGAUUCCGGACCAUCGGGACCGGUGCAUUCGGACGGGUCAUACUCGUCAAGUACAAACCGACCUCCGCGUUCUACGCCAUGAAGAUCUUGGAGAAAGCGAAGGUAGUGAAGAUGAAACAGGUGGAGCAUACGUACAACGAGAAAAGGAUACUGCAGUGCAUCAGGUUCCCGUUCAUCGUCUACAUGGAGUUCUGUUUCAAAGACAAUUCGUACGUGUACAUGGUGCUGCCUUUUAUCAACGGUGGCGAAAUGUUCACGCAUCUCAGACGAAUGGGAAAGUUCGACGAGUCCCUGGCGCGAUUCUACGCGGCCCAGGUCGCUCUUGCCUUGGAAUACCUUCAUCACUGCAGUCUGGUUUACAGAGACCUGAAGCCGGAGAACAUUUUAAUUCAAAACACCGGUUACAUCAGAGUAACUGACUUUGGAUUCUGCAAGAUGAUCGACGGCAGGACUUGGACCCUGUGCGGUACCCCGGAAUACCUGGCACCGGAAGUGAUCCUGUCCAAGGGCUACGGCAAAUCCGUCGACUGGUGGAGCUUCGGAGUGCUGAUCUACGAGAUGAACGCUGGGUACCCGCCAUUUUAUUCGCGCGACCCGAUGAAGAUAUACGAGAAGAUCGUCGCUGGUAAAUACAAGUUUGCCCAUCACUUUGGCGAGGAGUUGAGGGAUAUCCUGAAGAACAUACUGCAAGUAGAUCUCACCAGACGGUAUGGGAAUCUGAAGGGUGGUAGCAUGGACAUCAAAGGACACAAGUGGUUUCAGACCACGGAUUGGAACCAGAUAUAUCACCAGAAAAUUCAACCCAGUUUCAUACCGAAUUGCUCGUCGCCAGAGGACACUAGCAAUUUCGACUACUACGAGGAAGAGCCGCUGAAGAUAGGCGCGACGGAUCGUUACGCUAAAGAAUUCGCGAACUUUUAACCGA
Messenger RNA from Eufriesea mexicana, 1048 nucleotides. Its product is annotated as cAMP-dependent protein kinase catalytic subunit. Bases 1 to 1044 code for a protein of 347 amino acids. The record is from RefSeq and is a predicted model, not a curated record. Gene Ontology annotation, cellular component: cytosol; cAMP-dependent protein kinase complex; nucleus. The transcript has a single exon. Gene Ontology annotation, molecular function: ATP binding; cAMP-dependent protein kinase activity. Lineage: Eukaryota; Metazoa; Arthropoda; Insecta; Hymenoptera; Apidae. Gene Ontology annotation, biological process: protein phosphorylation.